AAUGUCUAGUCCUCACUUACUCUCCAAAGUAAGAACAAAAAGCCUCCAUCAACAUGCAACGCAGUAGCUUUGCAUCAGGAUCCUUGUUUCUCACUGGUGGCAGAGAAAGAAUCCGGGGCAGCAGCAUACAGGCUGGAGGUGUCCAUGGUGGAGCAGGAGGCUCUGGGGUUCGCAUCUUCCACUCCUCUCAGCCCUUGUUGGUUGGUGCAUAUAGAGGAGGCCUUGGUGGAGGUUUCAGCUCUGGUUUAGGUCUUGGUUCAGGUCUUGGUGUAGGUUUUGGUUCAGGUAUUGGUGCAAGUUCUACUGCAGUUGGUGGUGGGAUUGGUGGUGCUUGGUUUGGAGGUGAUGCUGCGUACAAAGGUGGUUCUGGAUUCGGAGGAGCUGGUGGGGGAGCGGGUAUUUUAAUCCUCGACAAUGAGAAGUUCACCAUGAGGGUCCUCAAUGAACGGUUGGCCUCCUACCUGAAAAAGGUGCACUUGUUGGAAACGGCCAAUGCAGAGCUUGAGCUGAAGAUCAGUCACUUUGUGGACAGCAGGACACCUACUGAACGGGACUACUCUGACUCCUUGUCUACCAUCAAUGAGCUCCAUGAUAAUAUUCUUGAUGCCAUCCAGUUCAGAGGUGCAGUCCAUCACAUCCUUAGCAAUGUCACCUUGGCUGCAGAUGAUUUCAGGAUUAAGUAUGAGAAUGAGUUGGGCAUGCGUCAGACUUUUGAGGCCGAUAUCGCUGGGCUGAAGAGGCUGCUGGAUGAUAUCUACCUGAGCAUCAAAGAGCUCACACUGCAGAUUGACACACUGUAUGAGGAGAAGAUCUACCUCAAGAAGAUCUAUCAGGAGGAAAUGGUGGCAACACGCAGCCAGAUGAGCGGACAGAUUAACGUGGAGGUGGACGCUGCACCACAGCAGGAUCUCACCAGCGUCCUGCAAGACAUCCGUUAUUACUACGAGACUGUUGCUCUCAAGAACCGGAGAGAGCUCGAGGGCUGGUUCAAGGGCAAGUUGGAGACCCUGAAAAAAGACCCUGCUAUCAGCACAGAGACCACAGGGACCUCCCAAACAGAAAUGAAUACGGAGAAAAUCACCGUGCAAGGUCUGGAUCUCCAGCUCCAGUCGAUGCUGGCCGUGAAAGAAUCCUUGGAGGAAAAACUUUCAGAGACACAGAAUUUCUAUGCAGCGCAGCUGUCAGGAUACCAACUGCAGGUGACAAGUCUGGAGGAACAACUGCUGCAGCUUCGUGCUGAUCUUGAGCACCAAGGUCAUGAUUAUCAGAUGCUACUCGACAUCAAGACCAGACUGGAGCUGGAGAUCGCUGAGUACCGGAGACUGCUGGAUGUAGGGGCCAGCGGAAGUGCCUUAGUUAUGUCAGGCCAACUCCAUCAACGAACUCCGUUUCCUAAAACGCUCCAUGGCCUAGGGACACAGACAUGGCGGGCCCAUACUACACUUCCCAGAAUCCACUACCGCUGACACACUCACAAUCACCAGACUUCUGAAUGCACUCAUCUGUUCCCAGUCACUCAAACAUUCAAAGAGACUUUCACACCACGCAUGUUGCAAAGUAACGGUCAGUUUGUGUUUACAUCUGAACUUACUAAGCCUUCGUUUCUGUGAUCGUUAUUCUAGUAUCGAAUCUGAUUGUUUCCUUGUUUUCCCUCUGAAUGCUGUUUGCUGAUUGCCUGACUAUGGCUUGUUCUCUGACUCUGAAGUUGUCUAAUGAUUUGGAUUUGUCUGUCAGCCCCUUAAUAAAUAACUCUAACUGCAA
Molecule: messenger RNA, 1761 nt
Organism: Ictalurus punctatus (channel catfish)
Lineage: Eukaryota; Metazoa; Chordata; Actinopteri; Siluriformes; Ictaluridae
Product: keratin, type I cytoskeletal 13
Exons: 8
Coding region: 54-1466 (470 amino acids)
Molecular function (GO): structural molecule activity
Source: RefSeq, a predicted model, not a curated record